AUGGCCAUCUUCUCCUACAUCCUCUCGGGCCUCACGUCCUACGCUGCGCUGACGCUGAGCCUCUUCGGCCUGUCCGUCAAAGUGCCCCGCGCAGGCUUCUUCGCCCGCUGUCUCGCCGCAUACGCUUCCCUCCUGUUCUGCGCAGCCUACGGCGUGCUCGCCUCGAUAUGCCUCCGUAUUGCUGGGCGCGGCCAGAUCGCGCAGUGGACAGUCGCUAGAGCCUUCAAGUGGUCGAUGUGGCUGACCACCGGCGUGCAUUUCGACAUCAUCCAGGGCCAGAAAUACCUCUCUACGCGGCCCGCUGUGUUUCUCGUGAACCACCAGACGGAGCUGGACGUGCUUCUUCUCGGUGCAGUGCUGCCUCAGUACUCUGCUGUGACGGCGAAGAGGUCACUUUCGCGUGUGCCGCUGCUAGGAUGGUUCAUGUCGCUUUCGGGGACCGUGUUUAUUGAUCGUGCGAACCGCGAGACUGCGUUCAAGGCGUUUGAUAAUGCUGCCAGUUUGAUGAAAUCAAAGGGGCAGAGCGUGAUUAUCUUCCCUGAGGGGACGAGAAGCUAUGCGCGGGAACCUACCAUGUUGCCGUUCAAGAAGGGAGCAUUCCAUCUAGCUGUUAAGGCGGAGGCGGAUAUCGUGCCAAUCGUGGCUGAGAAUUACUCGCAUGUUCUGGACGUGAAGAAGAUGAAGUUCACUUCGGGUACUAUCAACGUCAAGGUUCUGCCUCCAGUUAGUACCAAGGGCCUUACCACUGCGGAUGUCGACUCCUUGGUCCAGAAUACAAGACAGUCCAUGCUUGAUGCCAUGGUUGAGAUGGACAAGAUGAGAAAGAUCAAAGACAUUGCCGAUUCCCAGGUGGUGGUGGAAGACACUCCUCGAGCGACUCGUUCUACCGCCGUUGAGAUAUAA
Molecule: messenger RNA, 903 nt
Organism: Nannizzia gypsea CBS 118893
Lineage: Eukaryota; Fungi; Ascomycota; Eurotiomycetes; Onygenales; Arthrodermataceae
Product: 1-acyl-sn-glycerol-3-phosphate acyltransferase beta
Exons: 2
Coding region: 1-903 (300 amino acids)
Biological process (GO): phosphatidic acid biosynthetic process
Cellular component (GO): membrane; endoplasmic reticulum
Molecular function (GO): 1-acylglycerol-3-phosphate O-acyltransferase activity
Source: RefSeq, a predicted model, not a curated record